Molecule: messenger RNA, 1705 nt
Organism: Cryptomeria japonica (Japanese cedar)
Lineage: Eukaryota; Viridiplantae; Streptophyta; Pinopsida; Cupressales; Cupressaceae
Exons: 7
Coding region: 295-1389 (364 amino acids)
Biological process (GO): translation
Cellular component (GO): large ribosomal subunit
Molecular function (GO): structural constituent of ribosome; RNA binding
Source: RefSeq, a predicted model, not a curated record
GUUCCUCUGCCUUGGAAUUUUAGUUUUUACGAGAUCAUUUUAUUUUAGCAGGUUAAGCGUGUGACUAAGGACUAUUCUUAUCUUCAUGCGGAUAAAACCACACCCUUAUCUAUGCCAAACUCUUCCUUGCGUUUUCAUCCCAUCCUUUGGGAAUUCUCCUUUAUCAGACAGAAAGAAGAAAGAAUUUUCAUUGCAGAUUAGUGAUUGGUAGUGAAUUUCAAAGAGGCUUUAUGACACUCCUGCACCAGACUUAAAAUUGCCGUGUAUAGGAUUCUAAUUUGCACUUAAGUAGAAAUGACAACUCUAGCAGCAAUCAAUGCUUUAGUGGAUAGCUCCUUUACCAGUUUAAGCAUUUCUUCUAAACCAUCCCCCAUUUCUUGUUCUCCGGUUGUUCAGAAGCCCAUCCAAAGGCAUUUAAGUAGGUUUGAUGGCCUAUCAAGGUACACCAGCAAACUUGCUUUGCUUCUUCCCAGGAGUCAGAAGAUAUCGGGGAAUGUGAAGCCUUGUGUAGUAGGUAGAGUAAGAGUGAGGGCUGUUUCAGGGUUUGCAGGGUCUCUUGUAGAAGAAGAAGAGGCAACAGAGGAAGAAGAGGCAACAGAGGAAGAAGAGGAUGGUGAGGGUGCUGUGAUUACCACUACGAAACCCAAAAAAGGAAAGGCUGCAUUGCCACUCAAGCGUGACAGAGACCGUUCAAAAAGGUUUUUGGAAAUUCAGAAGGUGCGAGUGAAGAAACAGGAAUACAGUCCUAUAACUGCUAUUAGUUUGAUGAAAGCUACUGCAAGUGCAAAGUUUGUAGAGACAGUAGAGGCCCAUUUCCGCCUCAAUAUUGAUCCCAAAUAUAAUGAUCAGCAACUAAGGGCAACAGUGAUUUUACCGAAAGGAACUGGUCAAACUGUUAGAAUAGCUGUGAUUUCACAAGGAGAAAGAGUUCUUGAAGCAGAAAAUGCAGGAGCUGAUGUGGUUGGAGGAGAAGAUUUAAUUGAAAAAAUUAAGGGAGGCUUUAUGGAAUUUGACAGAUUAAUUGCUUCCCCAGACAUGAUGCCAAAGAUUGCACCUCUGGGGAAAUUAUUGGGUCCUCGUGGACUUAUGCCAAAUCCCAAAGCAGGAACUGUCACCAUAGAUAUUCCACAGGCUAUAUCAGAAUUCAAAAAGGGUAAAGUAGAAUAUCGAGCAGAUAAGACAGGAAUUACUCAUAUUCCAUUCGGGAAGACAGACUUUGCUAAUGAGGAUCUUCUUGCAAAUCUAAUUGCCGCUGUUAAAUCUGUUGAUGCUAACAGGCCAACUGGGGCUAAGGGGAUCUACUGGAAAUCUGCCUACAUAUGUACAACAAUGGGCCCCUCCAUUAAAUUGGACGUAAAAGAACUCCGUGAAUUUAAGUUUCCAUCAUAAGAUUCAUAUAUUCAUUUUGGCUGGUAUAUAGUAUAAUCAUGCUUUGGUUUGCUAGGAAAUAUGAAUACGUACGGGAGCAAUGUCUCCUUGUACAAAAAGGAGUUGGGAUUCAUAUUAACUUGUAUUGCAGUUAGAGGAGCUGCCGCUUCUUUUUCUUCUUUCAAAUGUAUCUGGAUUAGACUGACUACUGAGUUUUUUGAGGUGUUUAAGUGUUAACAGUUGGCAUUCAACUUCACGAGAGUUUUAGCUUUCAUUUGUCGUCGUAUAACUUACUAUAUUCAUUAGGACCUAAACCGACAGGGUUUAAUUUUUUCCA